Messenger RNA from Periconia digitata, 1344 nucleotides. The record is from the annotation of a GenBank genome assembly. NCBI's taxonomy places the organism in Eukaryota, Fungi, Ascomycota, Dothideomycetes, Pleosporales, Periconiaceae.
GCAGUUGCACCAAUGGGUACUCUUACUGCCGAUUGUCCGCGUUUAGACACACAUUGUCCACACAAGCUCCCAACCUCAUGCCGCCUUACGUCAACUCCGAAUUGCUGCGCCUGUGCCGAUGAACGCCCGCAUUCGCGAUUAUACCGUGUAUAUAUAGAUGGUGUUGGAUUUGUGCAGCGUGGAACGCGUUGGCAGAGCUACUGUUGGUUCUGUAAAGAGUUCUGGAACAACCGCCUGCAAGCUACAGACCCUCCGCUCGAAGCCUCACAGACCCGCAUCCCCCACAUUCCAGAUCAAGUUGAAUUCCUCGACAGGUGGUUUGAAUUUCAUCAAGGAUAUCGGUUGGUGAGGGCUACCGAUGGUACUGAGACCCGUAUUGCUGUUAUCGGGGAACCGUUUCACGACGUCAGUCCAGGUUUCUUACCGAGGACGCUGGAUGAGUUGCGUGCUGGACGCUCCAACGACGCUAGUAGGCCGGAGAACAGGAUUCGGAGACGGAGAUUAACAUCUGAAGAGGAACGACCCCAGCACCAAGAGCAACCGAACCUAGACGAUGCGCUAGAUAGUUUAUUGAACGAAAUAUCGGACGAUGAGUCUACGCCUGCACAGCCAGGGCCACAACAGCAAGAUAGUGUGCAUACAGAAGUACAGUCGGCAGGGACACAAGAUAGUACCGCACAGCGAGCUCUGGAGUCAGCUGGUCCCUCCACAUUACCAGAUCUUCCUCCCCAGCGACAGCGCGCUCAUGAGCGCAUGCUGCGUGUGUUCGGAAGCCGUGAGGACGUACAACGCGAGGACUACGAAUCGCCUCUAUUCACCAUGUAUAACCGGGCAGAAACUCGCUAUCAGCAAGCUGAAGCCCACCGCGCCACUGGCAAUACCACUGCACCUUCGACAGAGGGCAUGUCUGCCCGCGAGCGUCGCGACAUCGAAGAACAAAUUCUUUGGGGUGUUUUGUCUGAAUCCCGUUCUGAGCAGCAAACCAUGAGUAGACACCUCAAUCUUUUGGACACUCUUAACGAUACCCUAACCGCCCGAAUGCGCGAAGUUCGUGAAAGAGCUGGAUUGCCUCCCCGCCUCCCCUCUCCUCCUCAAACGCUCGACAGUCCGGAACGCCCUCCCCCGCUUACUGAAGACCAGAUGACAAAAAAUCUCGCAUGUCAAGUAUGCUAUGUUCAAGUCGCGAACAUUGCUGUUAUUCCUUGUGGGCAUAUGGUCAUGUGCCAGUGGUGCGCGGAUGUCGUCGUCCCUGUCAAACAUAAUACCUUCCCCGCUCGUCCUACCAAGUGCCCAAUGUGUAGAAAGGGGAUCAAGCAGCGGUACAAAAUACAUACUGCGUCAUGA